Sardina pilchardus (European sardine) is the source of this 734-nucleotide messenger RNA. Its product is annotated as cholecystokinin-like. Gene Ontology annotation, cellular component: extracellular region; axon. Gene Ontology annotation, molecular function: neuropeptide hormone activity. Gene Ontology annotation, biological process: digestion. NCBI's taxonomy places the organism in Eukaryota, Metazoa, Chordata, Actinopteri, Clupeiformes, Clupeidae. The record is from RefSeq and is a predicted model, not a curated record. The transcript is spliced from 3 exons. Bases 22 to 378 code for a protein of 118 amino acids.
UGCAUCCUUCUAUAGCACAAGAUGAACAGUGGCAUCUGCCUGUGUGUGCUCCUGGUGACUCUGUCGGCAUCGUGCCUGCGACGGACGUGCUGCUCUGCCCAGCGGGAGGGCUCUGCGCCCGCUCUCUCGCGCCACGCCCGCUCCGUCAAGCCUCCCAUGCCCGCCACAGAUGGCACAGGUGCCAACGCAGUUGCUGCCGCCAACCUAAGCGAGCUCCUCACCAAACUCAUGGCCAGGAAAGCUUUUCUUCGUAAGAACUCGUUGUCGAAAUCGCGAGCAAGUGGCCUCGGCGCCAAUCACCAGAUAAAGGACAGAGACUACUUGGGCUGGAUGGACUUCGGCCGCCGUAGCGCAGAAGAGUACGAGUACUCCUCAUGAGAGACUGUGGAAAUGCCCAGAGUGGAAUCAGCCCGCCGGUUUAAAGAAUAUCCGGCCGACCUCGGAGAUCUCCGUGGUCCCCCGUCAUUCCAAAAUCCACUGCACAGGCAGUGUUUAGCAAUGCAGUAAAUCAUAUUUUUACCAUUAUCUUUCUGUGUUUGAUGCACAUCUGUCUGUAGAGCAGUCUACAGAAACCAGUGCAGCUCUGGUUGUGCUCCGAUUCUUUGUAAUAAUGAUACAUGCGGCAUAUUAUGAAUACUAUUACGAAUAGAAUUAAUGUAUAACAUAAUUUAAGAUGAUAAAAAAAUAAAACAAGGAUUGACUGAAAGUAUGAUCAUCCCGGCAUAACAACUGAU